This is a messenger RNA of Oryzias melastigma (Indian medaka), 2473 nucleotides long. It is a transcript of the gene ythdc1, whose product is annotated as YTH domain containing 1. Gene Ontology annotation, cellular component: nucleoplasm. Lineage: Eukaryota; Metazoa; Chordata; Actinopteri; Beloniformes; Adrianichthyidae. The record is from RefSeq and is a predicted model, not a curated record. Gene Ontology annotation, biological process: mRNA splicing, via spliceosome; regulation of alternative mRNA splicing, via spliceosome. Gene Ontology annotation, molecular function: mRNA binding; N6-methyladenosine-containing RNA reader activity.
CUUGUUCUUGUCGGGGGCGGUGCUAAUACUGCGUCGACGCUGUUAGCAUAAACAAGAGAAGAAGAAGAAGAAGAAGAAGAAGACGACGCGGUCCGCCAUUUGUGUGUGUUACCUGUGUCUUCACUUUUGGUCUUUUCAUCAGAUCUGUGUCUUUUACCUGCGCGCGAGGCCGCGAGACGCCCCAGCCCGCGUGAUGGCGGCCGAACGGCGCGAGGACAAAGACGGAGAGCUGAACGUGCUGGAGGACCUGCUGACCGAAGCUCCGGAUCAGGACGAUGAACUCUACAACCCGGAAACCGAACGGGACCUGAAUGACAAGAAAGGAACCAAGAGGAAGAGCGAACGCUCUGAUAGUCAAGAUGUAAAGAGGCUCCGCCUCCCAUCAAGCCACGCCUCUUCCACUAAGAGAAGCUUGGGCUCGUCUGCAUCCUCUAAGAAGUCGUCCAGCCCCCGCGGCCGCCCCUCAGCUGUUUACCGCCAUGACUACUACGAAGAGCGGAAGCGGCGACGAGGCUCCCGAGAUGGCGUUCGGAGCCGCAGAGGUGAGGACGUACGGCGCCGAGACUUCCAGAGGGGCCCAGAAAUAACCCAGAAGGUCGGGCGGGACGAGCGGCGAGCCAGCCCCGACCUCCAUGAUGACAACCAAUCAGAGGAGGAGGCGGUGGGAGAGUACGGCUCAGAGCAGGCCUCUGGAAGCUCCUCCCCCUCUGCCUCCCAUGCAGAGGAGGAGGAGGAUGAUGAGGAGGAGCAGGAGGAAGAGGAUGAAGAGGAGGAGGAAGAAGAAGGAAUGGAAGAAGAAGAAGAGGAAGGCGCGAAGGAGGAAGAAGAGGAGGAGGAAGAGUAUGACGAGCGCCGCGGUGGAGACAGUAACGACUAUGACACUCGCAGCGAAGCUGGCGAGUCACGCUCCGCCACCUCGGUCAGCUUCUCUGACGAGGGCGAGUCUGGACACUCGGGCUCUGCAUCCGAGGCCUCAGGUUCCGAUAAGAAGCAGGAGAAGCUGUCGUCGUCUGUGCGAGCUGUUCGUAAAGGCGUGGAAAGUAGGACGCCCCCUAAAGAUCCCACCAGCAGGCUGCGCUACAUCCUGCGUGACGCUCGCUUCUUCCUCAUCAAGAGCAAUAACCACGAGAACGUUUCCCUGGCCAAAGCUAAAGGAGUCUGGUCGACGUUACCGGUCAAUGAGAAGAAGCUGAAUGCGGCGUUCCGCUCGGCACGGAGCGUCAUCCUCGUCUUCUCUGUCAGAGAGAGCGGAAAGUUUCAAGGAUUCGCUCGGCUGGCCUCGGAGUCCCAACACGGCGGCUCUCCCAUCCACUGGGUGCUUCCUGCUGGCAUUAACGCCAAGAUGCUCGGAGGAGUCUUUAAGAUCGACUGGCUCUGCAGGAGGGAGCUCCCUUUCAUCAAGACGACUCACCUGUCCAACCCGUGGAACGAGCACAAACCCAUCAAGAUCGGACGUGACGGACAGGAGAUCGAGCCAGACGUCGGCGCUCAGCUCUGUGGACUGUUUCCGCUGGACGAGAGCGUGGACGUUCAUCAGGUGGCUCGCCGCAUUCGGCACAAACGCAGAACGCCGACGGAGCCGCGGCCUCGAGGCCGGCCGCCGCUGCGAGAACCGGGAAGGCGUCGGCUGGAAGAGUACGACAUCCACAGCAGGAAGCGACCGCGAGCCGACGGCCUGCCGGACUUUGUUCAGCGAGCAGGAUUCCUCCAGGACCCACGAAACCAGCCGGUGGACAGGAGGUUCUCGGGCGUCAGGAGGGACGUCUUCCUCAACGGGUCCUACGACUACAUGAGAGAUUACCACCACAACGUCGGGCCCCCAGCGCCUUGGCAAACUCUGGCAGCCUAUCCUGGGGUGGAGCAGCAGCCCCCCCACCAUCCUCCAUAUCCCCCCCUGCCUCCCCACGAAGCUCCGCCCUCUCGCUUCAGAGACAAGCAGCGUGUGCCGCAGCAUCGCACCUUCACCUCCAGCCCGCAUGACUACGACAUGCGCGUGGACGACUUCCUGCGGCGGACACAAGCGGUGGUGAGCAGCCGGCGUGAGCGGCAGCGGGAGCGCGAGCGUGGAGGACCACGCCGUGACCGGGAGCGUGGCAGGGAGAGAGACAGAGAACGGGACAAAGAAAGGGGGCGGUACCGGAGGUGAUCAGAGGAAGUCCAGGCUUUUAUUCUGAAAGGUGGAAGUACUUUCAGGAGACCAGCUCUGCGACCAGAGCUCAAGGAAGGUCAAUCUGAUAACUGGCUGAGCUUUUAUUUUGAAGAUCAUUCAAACAAAGUGGCAUCCAGCAGUUUUUGUUUAUCGUACCCCCACCCCCCAUUCUGUGUCAGUGCCCUCAGGGGGCAGCUUUUGCCAUGAAAUUGAACAGGAAGUAGAUGAACCAUGUUUUAGUGUUGCUCCUCUCUUUCAGUGUAGAGUUUCUGUUAGUUCUUUCAAAGUAAAAGCUUUUGUUCUGAAUAAACUCAUCUACCUGGA